Messenger RNA from Drosophila erecta, 659 nucleotides. RefSeq lists its product as uncharacterized. The record is from RefSeq and is a predicted model, not a curated record. The transcript has a single exon. Bases 154 to 528 code for a protein of 124 amino acids. NCBI's taxonomy places the organism in Eukaryota, Metazoa, Arthropoda, Insecta, Diptera, Drosophilidae.
GCCUUUUUGUGCCUGUUCGAUUGGUAUUUUACCAUUUUCCAUAAGCUAGAAUAUAAAAUGUUCCUCUAAAAAGACUCACUAAAAACUUCAAAGUGUAUAUUUUGUAUGGUUUGUUAAUCCUCUUAUAUCUGCGUUGAUUCUUCCCAAUCCAAGAUGAAGGAGUACGGUGAGGUGAUAUUUGUGGAUCAGCUGAAACACUGCCGCGUUGUGGCAAAUCAGAUUGAUAAGACUCGCAUUAACUGGCAAAAAAAUAGCGCCUGGUUUGCAGAUGCGCAAAGGGAGCAAUAUUCCCGAUACGCGUCCAUUUACGCCGAGUGCAGGGAAAUGUACGGAGAUAAAAUAUACGGAUACUACGCCAGGAGAAACCGUCUUCGCUCGGAGUACACUUUCAAGUCCAGGACGACGACAGGUCCUGGAAACCUGUUCACAAACGAAUCCAUGGCCCACUUGAAAGGAUACAAGUACUCCCAGACGACCAAUGGCGAAUAUGGCAGUGUGCGCCCUUCGGAAUUAUUUUUCUGUUUCUAAAUUCGUUUCGAGUUAUGGGUUAGAUGUUUUAUUCAAGGACCUGUGAACGCAAUUUUGAAUAUAUUUAUCUACCUUUGUACAUAAUCCGCCUCAAAUAUUGAAAUAGACUUUAAUAUCUUUAACUACCUUCA